GGUUGCUGAGCUGGAAGAUGCACGUUUAAGAUGGAAACUUCUGCUUCAACUGCUGCUGGGAAAAAAGAAGGAAAAGGUGCAGUUCUGGAGGGGAAUGGCUUUACGGAGACGGAGAAGAAACCCACUCCUUUAGCAGCUGCAGGAGCAGCAGUGGCACAAGGAGUGCCGCAGCACAUUUUUCCGGCCUUCCACGCUCCUUUGCCAAUUGACAUGCGCCACCAGGAAGGACGAUACCAUUACGAACCUCACUCUAUCCACGCUAUCCACGGGCCUCCUCCCCUGAGCGGCAGCCCCGUCAUCUCCGACAUCUCCCUCAUCCGCCUGUCUCCGCACCCCGCCGGGCCCGGCGAGUCACCCUUCAGCCCGCCGCACCCCUACGUGGCACCCCACAUGGAGCACUACCUCCGCUCCGUUCACGGCAGCCCCACGCUCUCGGUCAUCGCCGCUGCCAGGGGCCUCAGCCCCGCCGACGUGGCUCACGAGCAACUGAAAGAGCGAGGUCUCUUUGGGCUGCCCCCACCUCCGCCGGGAGCCAACCCCACUGACUACUACCACCAAAUGACGCUGAUGGCCGGCCACCCGAACCCCUACGGGGACCUCCUGAUGCAGAGUGGGGGAGCAGCCAGCACAGCCCACCUCCACGAUUACCUCAGCCCCGUCGAUGUGUCCCGGUUUUCGAGCCCACGGGUGACUCCGAGAUUAAGCCGAAAACGAGCCCUGUCUAUCUCCCCGCUGUCUGAUGCCAGCAUUGAUCUCCAGACAAUGAUCAGGACCUCCCCAAACUCUCUCGUGGCGUAUAUCAACAACUCCAGAAGCAGUUCAGCAGCAAGUGGCUCCUACGGCCAUUUAUCUGCUGGGACAAUCAGCCCAGCAUUCAGCUUCCCUCACCCCAUUAACCCCGUGACGUACCAGCAGAUCCUGACCCAGCAGAGAGGCCUGAGCUCAGCCUUCGGACACACUCCUCCCCUGAUCCAGCCGUCCCCGACCUUCCCCCAACGGCAGCACAUGGCAGUCAUCUCUGUCAACCCACCACCGGCACAGAUCAGCAGCAACAGCAACUGCAUCUCUGACUCCAGCCAGAGCAAGCAGAGCAGCGAGUCGGCCGUGAGCAGCACAGUCAAUCCAGUAAUUAACAAGCGCAGCAAAGUCAAGACUGAAGUCGAGGGCUUGCCCCCAGCAUCCCCAACCACACAGGAGCAUCUGACAGACCUGAAAGAAGAUCUAGAUAAGGAUGAAUGUAAACAGGAGCCUGAGGUUAUUUAUGAGACGAACUGUCACUGGGAAGGGUGCACAAAGGAAUAUGACACUCAAGAGCAGCUCGUCCAUCACAUCAACAACGAUCACAUCCACGGGGAGAAGAAGGAGUUUGUCUGCCGCUGGCAGGACUGCACGCGGGAGCAGAAGCCCUUCAAGGCUCAGUACAUGUUGGUGGUGCACAUGCGAAGGCACACCGGAGAGAAGCCACACAAGUGCACGUUUGAGGGUUGCUCCAAAGCCUAUUCCCGCCUGGAGAACUUAAAGACACACCUGAGGUCCCACACUGGAGAAAAACCCUAUGUCUGUGAACACGAAGGCUGCAAUAAAGCCUUUUCCAAUGCCUCGGACAGAGCCAAGCACCAGAACAGGACGCAUUCCAAUGAGAAACCCUACGUCUGUAAAAUCCCUGGCUGCACGAAGCGGUACACAGACCCUAGUUCCCUCAGGAAACACGUCAAGACCGUGCACGGGCCUGAUGCCCACGUCACAAAGAAGCAGCGCAACGAUGUUCACCCGAGGCCACCUCCACUCAAGGAAAAUGGCGACAAUGAGGCAAGCGCCAAGCAGAGCAGCAAGGUUUCAGAGGAGAGCCCCGAGGCCAACAGCACCACGAGGAGCAUGGAGGAUUGCUUACAAGUCAAAACGAUAAAAACGGAGAAUUCUGUGAUGUGUCAGUCCAGUCCUGGUGGCCAGUCGUCAUGCAGCAGUGAGCCAUCACCCCUUGGCAGCACCAACAACAAUGACAGUGGAGUAGAAAUGAACAUGCACAGCGGGGGAAGUCUGGGAGAUCUGACAGCGUUGGAUGACAACGCUCCUGUUGUGGACUCAACGGUCUCAUCUGGUAAUUCGACAGUCAGCCUGCAGCUAAGGAAACACAUGACGACGAUGCAACGACUUGAACAGCUCAAGAAAGAGAAACUCAAGACAGUUAAGGAUUCCUGCUCAUGGGUGAGCCCAGCUCCACAAGCCAGAAACACCAAGCUGCCUCCCAUCUCAGGAAACGGCUCUAUUCUAGAAAAUAGUGGCGGUUCUUCUGCUACGCUGCCUAAUCCCAGAAUAAUGGAGCUGUCCGUCAAUGAGGUUACAAUGCUGAACCAACUCAACGAGCGCCGUGAUAGUACGACAAGCACCAUCAGUUCCGCCUACACUGUCAGCCGCAGAUCAUCAGGGAUCUCUCCAUACUUCUCCAGCCACCUUUCCAGUGAGGCUUCACAGCUUGGGCACCGUCCCAAUAACACGAGCUCUGCCGACUCUUACGACCCGAUUUCAACGGAUGCCUCCCGUCGGUCAAGUGAGGCAAGCCAGUGCAGCGGGAUGCCAGGUCUGCUGAACCUCACGCCAGCUCAGCACUACAGGCUGAAAGCCAAGUACGCUGCUGCCACAGGGGGCCCUCCUCCAACUCCCCUGCCAAACAUGGAGAGGAUGACCCUGAAGAACAGGAUCUCACUUAUGGAUGGACCAGACCCCACCUUGCCCUCCAUCCGCCUCCCACCAGGGCCCAGGCGUUGCAGCGAUGGUAACACCUAUGGCUACCCAUCAGCUGCAGCAUUUCCCCAUGAGGUGCCGGGCAACUGCACGAGGCGGGCAAGCGACCCAGUGAGGAGACCUGCCGGAGACCCCCAGGCCCUCCCACGAGUUCACCGCUUCAACAGCACCAACAGCAUGAACCCCUUCCAUCCUCCACACCCCACGGACAGGAGGAAUUUCAGCCUCCAGAGCUAUGGUCGCUCGGACGGGAGCCUCCCCAGGCACACCUACUCACCCCGGCCGCUGAGCAUCAGCGAAAACAUCGCCAUGGAAGCCAUGUCCGGGGAGGCAGAGGUGCCCGUUGGAGACGAUGACAUUAUGCUGCCAGAUGACGUGGUGCAGUACAUCAAAUCCCAGAGCAAUGGGACAGCAGCCGAGAGCACUUCCAUGGGGUACAGCAACGAGAUGCAGAGCUUCCAGGGAAGUGGGAAGCUGCAGCCUCCAGCCUUGUCUGGUCAGCGCAGGAUGGCAGUGGCCGAGGCGAGCAUGAGUCACUUGGGAUCCAUGAUGGCAGAGUGUCCCUUGAGCUUUGAUGCUUCCUCAGACAUGAAUAAAAAUAACAUGCCUGUCCAAUGGAACGAAGUCAGCUCGGGUACGGUUGAUAUCAUGUCCAAUCAGUCGAAGCAGCAGUUUUCGCAAGGGAACUUAGCGGUGGUCCAGCAGAAGCAGAACUUCGGUCAGUACCAGAACUACAACCAGCAGCAGAUGCAGCUGCCGGACAACAGUAUGAACGUAACACAGCAGAGCUUUAUGCAAAGAAAUGUGGGCAUGGAUGGGCAAAGGCUAAACUGUAUGCAGCUGCGGCAGCAGCCGAUGAGCCUAGGCCCCGCUAUGAACCCCGAUCUGGGUUUGCACGCAGGGUAUAACCAACCUCAUCAGAUGCUGAGCCCCAGUGCAAUCAGUGGCAACCCAAAUCAGAUCUCUCCUUCUUGUAGCAGCAUGGCAGCAAAAUCCGGACCUCACCUUCACCCUCAGCAAAUGGACAUGGCGACAGACCCUUCUUUAAUGGUCGGCAGCAACAGUGAGCGCACAAUGCUGGGCCAGGUCAUGCAUGAACCAAGUCAGCAGAACUACUCAACUCAGCCGACCCACCUGAACUUCCCCAUGGCUCAGGAGGCCUUUCAUCAGCCUGUCAUGACCUCCAACCAGCCAAGCUUUGAGCCUCAGCAGGGCAUGAUGGGCUCAGCCGCGCAGGCGUAUCCACCCGGCAUGGUCCAGCCUCGUCCUCCGCCUGAGCCGAGCCCAGCCAGCAGACCCCGAGGCCUCCGCACCGUCCAGCAGCUGGGCUACAUGAGAACUCCCCACCCUACAAACACCAUCGGCCCGGGCCAGGAGGCGGCAGAGACCACACAUAAAAGAACCAGCGACAUGUUGCCAGCACCGGCCCAGCAGUGUGUGGACGGCACGAGGGAAAACAACUUGAUGUACUAUUAUGGUCAAAUCCACAUGUAUGAACAGAACAGCAGCUUUGAUAAUCACGCGGACUGCCGGGUCAGACAGCAGCAGUGCGCACUGAACAGCAAGCCGGCCACUCUGCCUUCCCCGGGUGCGAACCAGGUGUCCAGCACGGUGGACUCGCAAUGUCUUGAGCCGCCCCAGAUAGAUUUUGAUGCCAUCAUGGACGAUGGGGACCAUUCGAGCCUGAUGUCGGGAACCCUGAGCCCCAGCAUCCUGCAGAACCUCUCCCAGAACUCCUCUCGCCUGACGACUCCACGAAACUCUCUGACACUGCCCACCAUACCCGCGGGAAUAAGCAAUAUGGCAAUAGGCGAUAUGAGCUCCAUGCUAACCACGCUGGCGGAAGAGAGUAAAUUUCUAAACAUGAUGUCAUAA
Messenger RNA from Pygoscelis adeliae (Adelie penguin), 4617 nucleotides. It is a transcript of the gene GLI2, whose product is annotated as GLI family zinc finger 2. NCBI's taxonomy places the organism in Eukaryota, Metazoa, Chordata, Aves, Sphenisciformes, Spheniscidae. Gene Ontology annotation, biological process: regulation of transcription by RNA polymerase II; smoothened signaling pathway. The transcript is spliced from 13 exons. The coding region runs from base 31 to 4617 and encodes 1528 amino acids. The record is from RefSeq and is a predicted model, not a curated record. Gene Ontology annotation, molecular function: RNA polymerase II cis-regulatory region sequence-specific DNA binding; DNA-binding transcription factor activity, RNA polymerase II-specific. Gene Ontology annotation, cellular component: nucleus.